Molecule: messenger RNA, 510 nt
Organism: Arabidopsis thaliana (thale cress)
Lineage: Eukaryota; Viridiplantae; Streptophyta; Magnoliopsida; Brassicales; Brassicaceae
Product: cAMP-dependent protein kinase inhibitor-like protein
Exons: 5
Coding region: 1-510 (169 amino acids)
Source: RefSeq, marked reviewed
AUGGAGUGCGCUUCGCGAUCGAGUGACCUUGAGAGGCGAGAGAUGGUGAAGCGGUUUAAAAGAGCGAGAGCCAAUGAGAGGUCGAGUGAAAUUGGAGGAGCGGUGAUUCGAGUGAUUGUGCUGGUGGAGAGGCGGAGGUGCUCUUGCCGUGAAGUCGACGAUGAUGAGAGAGAUGCAGUGAAUCGAGUGAAACGGCGAGGUCGAGUGACUGUAAGGUUGAGAGGCGGAGCGUUCGGCGGUGAAGAGAUCGAGUGGGCGUUGAGGAUUCAAGUGGAGUUUAAUGGAAGUGGAGGAGAUGACGAGGUGAUGAGGUCGAGUGAAGAGGGAUGGGGGUCGAGUGAUGGGGUUGACGUCGAGUUGAGGAGAAGAGAUGAGGAGAGAUUUCUUGUCCUUUGGUCUGUUGCAUGGAGGACAUGGGCGUCAGCGGUGGGUCCCACAAUGUCUUCUUGUCCUUAUUGUGUACUCUUUGUUUACUGUAAAAACCCCAGGAAAUCCCGCAAUCUUCUAUAG